Molecule: messenger RNA, 1376 nt
Organism: Mesitornis unicolor (brown roatelo)
Lineage: Eukaryota; Metazoa; Chordata; Aves; Mesitornithiformes; Mesitornithidae
Gene: PDILT
Product: protein disulfide isomerase-like, testis expressed
Exons: 10
Biological process (GO): protein folding
Cellular component (GO): endoplasmic reticulum
Molecular function (GO): protein disulfide isomerase activity
Source: RefSeq, a predicted model, not a curated record
AUGUUUCUUUAUCUCAGUCAUCUCAGAAUUUGUCUGAAGAAUUUGCUGAGGCUGCACGACAGCUUAAAAAAGAAGCUCCAAGAAUCCAAUUUGGCAAAAUUGAUGUCACACACCAACAUGAUUUGAGAAAAGAAUUUAAUAUUCGAGAGUUUCCUACUGUGAAAUUUUUUGUUGAUGGCAUCAGGGAAGAUCCCAUAGACUGCAAAGGAGUCAGAAAGGCCUCAGCCUUUGUCACAUGGGUAAAAAGAAGAACAGGACCUAGUACUGUUUUAAUCAACUCUACUGAUCAGGCUGAAGCCAUCAUACAUGCUGAUGAUUUGGCAGUGAUUGGCUUUUUUAAGGAACUUCACAAUGACAGUGUGGAAAUUUUCUAUGAGACGGCAAAAGACGUGCCAGAGAUGCCUUUUGGGAUGACAGCCAGCAAGGACGUCUGUGGUAACUACGGCAUCCAAAAGAACACUCUUGUUGUGUUUAAGAAGGGAAAACCUGUGCAUAAGGAAGUGCUUGAAGAUGGCAGACAGAACAAACUGGAUCUACUGAGGCUAAUCAAAACCUUUACGUUGGAUUUGGUCACUGAAUAUAAUCUUGAGACAUCUGUGAAGAUUUUUGAUGUCCCUGUUGAAAAUCACAUUCUGCUGUUCACCCCAAUGAACUCAGAGACAUUUGAUGCGAUUUACGAAAACUACAGGUCUGCUGCUACGGAAUUUAGAGGAAAGAUAAUAUUUGUCUUGGUGGAUACUAAUGAAACAAGGAAUGGACGAAUUUUUGAGUAUUUUCGCAUCAGAGAGGUUGAUGUUCCCGCCGUGAGAAUCCUAAAUCUGACAACUGAUGCAAAGUACAAAAUGCCCGCAGAUGAGGUGACUGUGGAGAACCUCAAAGAAUUUUGCCAGAGCUACCUAAAUGGAAAAGCAAAGCUACAUCUCUCCAGUGAAGAAAUUCCAGAGGACUGGGACAAGACGCCUGUCAAGGUGCUUGUUGGGAAGAAUUUCAACAGGAUUGUCUUCAAUAAGACCAUGACUGUUUUUGUUAUGUUUUAUGCCCCUUGGUCCCAUGACUGCAGAAGACUCGUGCCAAUCUGGGAUAAGCUAGGAGAGCAAUAUGAAAGUCACAAAGACAUAAUCAUUGCGAAGAUCGAUGUCACAGCAAACGACAUCCUGUCUGUUGAAUUAGACCGCUACCCGUUCUUCAGACUCUUUCCUGCUGGACCAGAUUACCAGGAGGUAGUCUAUGCUGGGGAGCACACCCUGGAGGCAUUUUCUGAAUUCUUAGAAGAACAAAGCAAGACAAAAGCAGAACCAGGAGAAAAGGAAUCUUCAGGAGGAAUCAAAGAUCUCAGCCAAAAAGAGACUGAUAUAACAGAGAAAGAAGAACUUUAA